Acanthamoeba castellanii str. Neff is the source of this 297-nucleotide messenger RNA. RefSeq lists its product as uncharacterized. Lineage: Eukaryota; Discosea; Longamoebia; Acanthamoebidae. The transcript has 2 exons. Bases 1 to 297 code for a protein of 98 amino acids. The record is from RefSeq and is a predicted model, not a curated record.
AUGUGCCGCAGGGAGGGCCGACCGGCCCUGUUCACGCGCGCCGUCGUGGGCAAGAUGGUCAAGCGCGCCUUCCCCGACGUGCGCACCAAGCGCAGCGGCCCGCGCCACCGCGUCACUCAGUACUACCUCGGCCUGCGUCGCUCCGUCAUGACCUACGACCCCCGACCGGUCCCAGCCGCGGGCUGCAGCGACGACGCGCUCGCGGUGCCUCCGGUCAAGGAGGAAGUUGGCUUUAGCGACGUACUUGACCGCGAUCCCGGGUCGUCGGGCUCUGGGACUCGACCUUCACCCAGCUGA